Zingiber officinale is the source of this 2070-nucleotide messenger RNA. Its product is annotated as regulation of nuclear pre-mRNA domain-containing protein 1A-like. The record is from RefSeq and is a predicted model, not a curated record. Gene Ontology annotation, cellular component: RNA polymerase II, holoenzyme. The transcript has 9 exons. Lineage: Eukaryota; Viridiplantae; Streptophyta; Magnoliopsida; Zingiberales; Zingiberaceae. Gene Ontology annotation, biological process: mRNA 3'-end processing. Bases 295 to 1797 code for a protein of 500 amino acids. Gene Ontology annotation, molecular function: RNA polymerase II complex binding.
CUUUCAGCUCAUUUCCUCUCUUCCUCCUUUCUUGCAUAAUGCCGAGCUGCUGCUUGCUUUGAAAUGUGUUCCUCGAGUAUUGAAUUUGUCUGAGGUGGCGUGUCUGUGGUGGAAUUACUAGUUAGUAAAGAAGCAAACUCGAUGCUUUUGGACUGGAGUUGUGACCUUUAUGGGAAGACGACCUCAAAUGAUCCUAUUUUCUUUUCUCCCGUGUGUCAAUCCGAUGAAAUGAGUACUUCCUGUUGGCUAUCGCUUUUGGAAAUAAAUUGCGUACUGAAUUUCUGAUAAGGAACAAUGAAUGGAUCAUUCAAUGGGCAGAUUUUGGUGGAUAAGCUUACCAGACUUAACAAUUCACAGCAGAGUAUAGAGACCUUAUCACAUUGGUGCAUCUUCCAUCGGUACAAAGCUAAGCAAGUUGUUGAAACCUGGGAGCAACAAUUCUAUUCCUCCCCUAGGGAACAAAGAGUUUCCUUCUUGUAUUUGGCCAAUGAUAUUUUGCAGAACAGUCGGCGAAAAGGUUUAGAAUUCAUUAAUGAAUUCUGGAAAGUGCUUCCUGAUGCUUUAUCUGAUGUAUUUGCUAAUGGAGAUGAUAUUGGAAGGAAAACUGUGCAAAGAUUGGUUAACAUUUGGGAAGAGCGGAAAGUUUUUGGUUCACGGGGACAAAUUCUCAAGGAAGAGAUACUGGGAAGGAAGCUUGAAGAUAAAAAUAAAAAUGGAAAGGCAAUUACUCAAAACUUGAACCAAUCUAGUGGAAUACUGGAAAAGAUUAUUUCAAGCUAUGAUAAACUUUCUGAUGAAGAUUCUUUAUUUGGAAAAUGUCAAGCUGCUCUUAACAUCAUUGAUAAAGUAGAAAAGGAACUGGGAAGUGAUUUUGAAAUAGGAAGUGCAAAUGGAUCUGAAAUUAUUGGUAACUUACAAAUUCAGCAUGGCAUUCUAGGAGAGUGCAUUGAGCAACUGAAGGCAUCUGAAUUGUCUAGAGCAACUCUAAUCUCAUAUUUAAGAGAGGCACUUAAUGAGCAGGAACUAAAGGCUGAACAAACUGGCCACCAACUCCAGGUCGCUGAAUUACGAUGCAAGCAAGCAGGUAACAUCUUAUCGCAGCUCAAUGUGGAACAACAACCUCCAGCCACACAGAACCCGACUGAGGCAUUACGCUUUGCUCCUGAAGUGACUGCUAGCUCUGCUGUUGAUGCUCAAAUCACGCUGAGUAGAUGCACCCAGGAAGAACCCCUCCCUGACAUGAAACCUUCUCUCAGCGAAGAGAACAGGAAAACAGAAGCUGCUGCAGUUGCAGCGAAACUCACAGCAUCUGCUUCUUCAGCCCAAAUGCUAAGCUUCGUCCUCUCAUCUCUGGCCUCGGAAGGCGUCAUCGGCCCGGCAAAUAAAGAAGAAUCCCCUGAUAGCAAAAGGCUAAAGCUACAGAACAGCCUGCCCCCACCUCACCCUCUUCUUCAAGUGCCGAUGCCGCCGUCAUUUUCCCAUCCGGAAGCAAUGCAUCAGCUUCCUCCUCCGCAAUCGUCAUCCCCUAACCUGGAACCACCAUCCACUUCAGUGUCACUCGCGACACCAUCACCAUCAACUUCUGUCCAAUUCAUGCAAUCUGCUGCGGGGCCUAUGACAGGCGUCCCUUACGCGUAUGGCUCAGCUCCGCCACCUCUACCAAACUAUCCAAUGUUUGGCAUGCAUCCCAAUCUAAGUUCUCCAAGCCCAUUCUACAGCUUUCAACCACCUGAAGGCCCCAACCUCGUUUUGCAACCACCGUUGCCAUCGGGACCACCUCCCCUGACUCGACAAUAACAUGGUUUCUUGUCUAGGGAGCAUAAAAGAUUCAACUGAUGCUUAUAACUUGCCCCCGUAUACCCAUGCAAGCUCACUUUGAACCUAUGUAUAAUCUUAAAUUGCCCUGUGAUCGGAAGCUUAAGCAUGUACAUUCUGUUAUGACAUUUACCGACACCAUUGUGGUUGAAGAUAUUGCUCUACUGAGUCGUGUUUUAAGAGAUUGAAUUGUAGUGUUAACAAAUGAGAACAAUAUUACUAUGAACAUAUUAUCUUUGACCAUUGUUAGUAUCA